AUGGCGGAAUUAAGCAACAACUACCAAUACGCAGUUGGUGAAAAAGUCUUUGUAUACUUCGACGGAUUGCUUUACGAGGCAAUAUGUUUAAAGCGACGAAAGACAGAUUAUGGAGAAAAUCAGUACUAUGUUCACUAUAAGGGCUUUAAGAGUACAUGGGACGAGUGGAGUGAUGAGGAUGACAUUUUGCCAAUCAAUCAGAUUAAUAUAAGCCACAAGGAAAGGCUAGAAUCUAAUCGAAAAAAUUGUAGAAGAUCAAAACGAGGAAAAAAAUCUCAAGAACCUAAGGAAACAGAAGAUGAUUCUUCUCGAAAACCAGCAUCAAGAAAACGAGGCAGGCCCAAGAAAAAUGUAGAUCAAUCCGCAGAACAAGCAGUAGGACAAUCUACAGUACCAGCGGUAGGGCAAUCUACAGUACCAGCGGUAGGGCAAUCUACAGUACCAGCGGUAGGACAAUCUACAGUACCAACACCAGCGAUAGGAAAAUCUACAGUACCAGCGGUAGAACAAUCUACAGUACCAGCGGUAGAACAAUCUACAGUACCAGCUGUAGGAAAAUCUACAGUACCAGCUGUAGGACAAUCUACAGUACCAGCGGUAGGACCAUCUACAGUACCAGCAGUAGGAAAAUCUACAGUACCAGCGGUAGGACUAUCUGCAGAAUCAGUGGUAGGACAAUCAGACAGAGAAAACUCUGCAGAACCAUCAGUAGCACAAUCUACAGCCCCAGCGUUCGAACAAUCUGCAAUCCCAAUUGUAGAAGACGGACCGGCUGAUCGGGCUGUUGCUAAUAUUGUAUUAAAUAUUAUUCCAAGUUCAGAGCUUCUUGCAAAUAAAUUGCGUAAAUUAGUAAUACCAUUUAAUUUAAAAAAUGCAGUAGAAUUUGAUUGUGUGAUUAUGCAUCAACAUAACUAUGCAUCCCAAAAGCUAUUAAAGUUUCCGGAGAAAAACUUUUUGGCAGAAGUAAUUUAUACCUUCACUAAUUCAUCUUAUUUUAUAGAUGAUAGCCAAAAGAUAUGUUCAAAGAUGUUCUGUGUUACUUUAAUGCAAUAUUUUAAUGCUUCUGUUCACAAACAUCUAACAUACGAGGUCGAGAGAAUAUACUGUUUAAAAAAUAAGGGCAUGAAAUGUUUUAUUAAUAGAUUGAGAAAUCGACCAGACAUCAACUAUAUCUAUAAGGAACUCAUAAGACCAAAAGCAAUUUGGUGUUAUUUGUAUGGUCCCAUGUAUCUAUUAAGAUUAAUUGUUCGUUUGCCAACAAUUUUGAUAUCAACCUCGUCGCUUCCUCAAUACGAUUCAGAUACCUUUGUUCAUCAUAUUAAACAAUUAAUCUGGUUCUUGAAGGAUAAUUUUGAUACUUAUUUCACUAACAAUGAUUACAUACAAGCUGAAGAAAUGAUAUAA
This is a messenger RNA of Macrosiphum euphorbiae (potato aphid), 1404 nucleotides long. The record is from the annotation of a GenBank genome assembly. NCBI's taxonomy places the organism in Eukaryota, Metazoa, Arthropoda, Insecta, Hemiptera, Aphididae.